Saimiri boliviensis boliviensis (Bolivian squirrel monkey) is the source of this 1228-nucleotide messenger RNA. It is a transcript of the gene BTF3L4, whose product is annotated as basic transcription factor 3 like 4. The record is from RefSeq and is a predicted model, not a curated record. Lineage: Eukaryota; Metazoa; Chordata; Mammalia; Primates; Cebidae.
UACAGAUUAGAGCUUCAUUUGUGAACAUGAUUAAAGAUGAUGGGACAGUUAUUCAUUUCAACAAUCCCAAAGUCCAAGCUUCUCUUUCUGCUAACACCUUUGCAAUUACUGGUCAUGCAGAAGCCAAACCGAUCACAGAAAUGCUUCCUGGAAUAUUAAGUCAGCUUGGUGCUGACAGCUUAACAAGCCUUAGGAAGUUAGCUGAACAGUUUCCACGGCAAGUCUUAGACAGUAAAGCACCGAAACCAGAAGACAUUGAUGAGGAGGAUGAUGAUGUUCCAGAUCUUGUAGAAAAUUUUGAUGAGGCAUCAAAGAAUGAAGCUAACUAAAAUUUUGGUUUUUGGAAGCUGGCAUGGACUAGAUUUAACAAAUCAGCUAUGUGGUUCCAAAGUUUUACAGACGUGGAGAACAUCACCUGUUACUAGUUACUAGUUCAGUAAUAUAAAUAUUUUGUAUAUUAAUAAUGCUGUUUGUUCAGCAUUUUUUGGUCAUUUGAUUUUGCAUUUUGCACUUCCUCCCAGGAUAUUUUUUUUGGUCAAAAUAUGAAGUAUUGGUGCAGUUUGAGGGUGUUUUGGUUUUUCAUUCCUGGUUUUUUUGUUUCUUUGUUUGGGGUAUUUUUGGUGUAUGUAUGUUUAUGUAUGUGUGUGGGUAUGUGUGUAUACAGUGGAGAGCAAAUUGGAAAACAGUUCUAUUUAUCCUACUCCCUCCCCAGCAGAAAUAAAAAAAAUCUUUACAUUUGUUACUUUUCUUUUUCUCCCAUAAGACACAGAAUUAAUGGAAAAUGAGUAUCCUGGAUUUGAGAUCUGAAGAGAUUUUUACCAUUACUGGUUUGAUUUUAAUUUGCUUGGUUAGCUAUCAUAUUUUUCAUACACUUCUCUGGGUUUAAAAUGUCUUGAGGUAUUUUGCCACUGGCUUCAUGCUAGAGUAAUGGGUAACAUAUCUUUGGUAUGGUUGCCUUAGAUUCACUUACCUAGUCAGGCCUAGAAUAACUUCUUUUACUAGCUUGCUUCCUGAAUGCCUUUUUUUCCGUCUCCUUUUGGUCUCCAAAUGGCCUGUUCAGUAUUUGGUAGUAUUCUUACUCAUCUUCCACCUAGCUUGAGAAGGAUGUUCUCCAUAUAGAGUUAAGCGAAUGCCUAAUCACUCCUUUUGUAAAAUUUUGUUCCCUCAUCUUGAGGAACAACAGCUUCAUCUUUAACUCUUUAUUUCUCCCUGAUUUUACAGUUUGGUA